UCAAACCUCAGAAGAACCAACGAGAGAGAGAGAGAGAGAGAGAGAUGGCGUCAAGGGUCCAAAGGAGGGUGGCAUUGCCCCGGAAGUUUAAGUUACUCAGAUCGAUUACCCAGUCCAAAUCGGUGAGGAAGAAUUGCAUUAUAUUGGAUGCUCUUAAUUACAUUAACCAACUGAAGAUCAAAUUGGAGGCCUUGAACCUUGAAUAUGCUAACCUCAUCCACAAUCCAAUUCAAGUCCCCACGGAGGUGAAAGUAGAGAAGAUUGAGAAGGGAUUCCUAGUGGGUGUGAAAUGCCAAAAAGGGAAAGAUUUGCUUGUUUCGAUUUUAGAGGCAUUGGAGGUGACGGGGCUUAAUGUUGUUCAUGCAAAGGUUUCGUGCAACAACUCCUUUUGCAUGGAAGCCAUUGCCGAAGCUCAGGACCAGACUCAGGAUGCCCGGGAAGUCCACGAAGCAGUUUUCAACGCUAUUGCCAAGCACGUCGAUGGGGGGAGAUAGAAGGAUAGAUAAGG
Telopea speciosissima is the source of this 508-nucleotide messenger RNA. RefSeq lists its product as uncharacterized. Gene Ontology annotation, cellular component: nucleus. Gene Ontology annotation, molecular function: DNA-binding transcription factor activity; sequence-specific DNA binding. The transcript is spliced from 4 exons. Gene Ontology annotation, biological process: regulation of DNA-templated transcription. The record is from RefSeq and is a predicted model, not a curated record. Bases 45 to 494 code for a protein of 149 amino acids. Lineage: Eukaryota; Viridiplantae; Streptophyta; Magnoliopsida; Proteales; Proteaceae.